Ilex paraguariensis (yerba mate) is the source of this 294-nucleotide messenger RNA. The record is from the annotation of a GenBank genome assembly. Lineage: Eukaryota; Viridiplantae; Streptophyta; Magnoliopsida; Aquifoliales; Aquifoliaceae.
AUGGAAGCCUUAGGUAAGGCGACACCAAGAGACGCCACAGAAGGCACAGAUGAGGGCACCAUGGCACGAGCUAGUGGCAAUGCCGCCAAGACAGGUAGAGGUGUCAUAGGUGAGGGCGCGGUGGAGGUAGGCGCGAGCACUGUCGAGGUAGGCACAGGUAGAGAUGUCACGGGCUCCGGAGCCAUGGAGGCUGCCACAGAUGCGGGCAUAGAUAGAGGCACUGCAUGCACGAGCGAGGGCGCCCAAGUAAGCGUGGGCACAUGGGCAGGUGCAGGCACGGGUGCUUGGGCAUAA